AUGGGCCAUGGGCAUGGGCAUACCGCAAUCUUCGACAAUCAGUAUCGCUUAAUCAAGCAGAUCCGAGGCGGAGGACAUAAGCUGGCGGAUCAGCAUGAAUUCUUGUUUUACGACGACGAUUCUGCCGUGUUUACUGUCUUCGAUCCCGAGAUCCGAGAUCUUACUCCAUACGGUGCCACAUCCGCGAGCCAGCAGUGGAUACUGGAUAAUAAGAUCCAGAAGGUCAACAUCUCGUCCAACCGAGUCUUGUGGGAAUGGAGCUCCCUAGACCAUGUGGAUCCCAUUGGAACAAACCUCACCCUCCAAAGCGGAAAUGCUGGACUGGGCACGAAUUCGUCCCAGGUUUGGCAUUACUUCUACAUGAACGCCUUUGAUGUGGAUCCAAAUACGGACACCUACCUGAUAUCCGCUCGGAGUAUGUGCACCAUAUUCAAAGUGGAUGGAGCAACGGGAGAUAUUAUUUGGCGCCUGGGGGGCAAGGAUUCAGACUUCGCCCUUGGAGACGAUGUUGAUUUUUGCUGGCAGCAUGAUACGCGGAUGCACCGGAAAUAUCUCAACUACGAAUCGAAGGGCUCGAAGGAAAUCAUAUCAUUCUUUGACAAUUCUGCCCAUGAAAACCCUGCCGGUGGUCCCGACCUGAAAGCCCGCAAAUAUAGCGCGGGGAAAGUUGUCGAAUUAGAUACUGCGACGAAGCAGGCCAAAUUGAUCGCCAUUUUCCGGGCGCCUGGGGAUCUGUCGGUCCGGUCUCAGGGCAACCUUCAGCUCCUUUCCAAUGGCAAUGCAUUUAUCAAUUGGGGGUAUAAUGGCGCCCUUUUGGAGCACAAGCCUGACGGUACUACUAUUUUCUAUUCGGGGUUGGACUCUGGGAAGCUUGGGCUUGGGACAGAAAACUAUCGAGCCUUCAAAUUUGAAUGGCAUGCUCUUCCAUACGAGGAGCCCGCUUUGAUGGCUUUCAAAGAGGCGAAUGGCACGUCAUUGUCUGUCAGUUGGAAUGGGGAUACGGAGACUCGGACUUGGAAGUUCUUUGAAAAGUUAAAUACAGGCAGACACUUUCUCGGUUCGUCGGCACGGUCUGGGUUUGAGACUAGCUUUCGGACGAGUAGGCACCCUGAGAACGUUAUCGCCGAAGCCUUUGAUUCCCAGGGCCGGCGGCUUGUUUCCUCGCCAGUGGCGAAAGCUCAACACUAUCGGCCGCGACUGUUCUAUUCAUGA
Molecule: messenger RNA, 1212 nt
Organism: Penicillium chermesinum
Lineage: Eukaryota; Fungi; Ascomycota; Eurotiomycetes; Eurotiales; Aspergillaceae
Exons: 1
Coding region: 1-1212 (403 amino acids)
Source: RefSeq, a predicted model, not a curated record